AUGGGUGCCUUUAGUAUCUUGGACCCCAUCAAAGCUAGGCAGAGUUCAGUCUCAACACUGGUUCUCGUUAACUCUCUUCUCAUCUUCUUUGGCUAUUUCAUCUUCUCCCGUGUGGUUCUCUUCAUUCAACGACGUCGGUUCAGUAGCCAAAAUGGCUGCAAACCUCUCCUUGCACGAUACAAAGACCGCCUGUUUGGACUUUCCUUCAUCAUUGAAAAUGCCAAAGCCUUCAAAAACAAAGCCUACCUCGACAAAUUCACCAGCCGUUAUUUCAAGAUCGGACAUACUCACGAGGUAGUCGCCAUGGGUGGCCGAGGCGUUUUCACCAUCGACCCGGUCAACAUCAAGACCAUGCUAUCGUUGAAGUUCAAAGACUAUUCACUGGGAAAUCGGCCUGCAAUCAUGGGCCCACUGUUGGGACGGGGGGUGUUCGUCACUGAUGGAGAAGAAUGGGCUCAUUCGCGAGCGCUCCUGCGCCCAAGUUUUAACAAGUCGCAGGUUGCGGAUCUGAGCAUUAUCGAAUCUCAUUUGCAGGAACUACUGCGACAGAUCUCUUCAUCGGAAGCAAAGACGAUUGACUUGCAACCGCUAUUCUUCCGGUUCACCAUGGAUUCCUCUACAGAGUUUCUGUUUGGAACGUCGAGUCAUACGCUGACAGAGGGUGGUGAUCAGAUUUUCAGUGAUUCAUUUGUGUACGCUUUGAAGGACAUCUCUCUCGGUUUACGGUUGGGCCCUUGGGAGAAGUUUCGACGGACGGAUCCCAAAGCGGUUGAGGCACACCAAUUCUGUCGACGAUACGUUGACAACUAUGUUGAUCAAGCAUUGGAGUAUCGGAAAACCGGCAAAGAUUCUGCACAUGAAAAGAACGAAGGCGAGAGAAAGACCUUCCUGCGGGAGCUUGCUGCCGCCACAGAUGACAGGGAAAAGCUACGCGAUGAGCUAUUGAGCCUGCUUCUCGCUGGCCGUGACACGACCGCGAGUCUGAUCAGUAGUCUAUUCUUCAGCAUUGCCAAGAGACCGGAUAUUUGGAAAAAGCUGCGAGAAGAAGUUGCUACGGAGUUGAAUGGCCAACAACCGGUGUACGAGCAGUUGAGGAACCUGAAGUAUGCCAAGUAUUGUGUCAAUGAGAGUAAGUUGUAA
This is a messenger RNA of Penicillium soppii, 1140 nucleotides long. Its product is annotated as cytochrome P450. Gene Ontology annotation, molecular function: heme binding; oxidoreductase activity, acting on paired donors, with incorporation or reduction of molecular oxygen, reduced flavin or flavoprotein as one donor, and incorporation of one atom of oxygen; iron ion binding. NCBI's taxonomy places the organism in Eukaryota, Fungi, Ascomycota, Eurotiomycetes, Eurotiales, Aspergillaceae. The transcript has a single exon. The record is from RefSeq and is a predicted model, not a curated record. Bases 1 to 1140 code for a protein of 379 amino acids.